GCAAGGAUCUUGCACGGGUUUUACAAAUGCAGUUUUUUUGUGUCAUAAAUACAAACUAUAUAUGCACCUUUUAUAGAUACUAGGAAAAUGUAAUAAAUUUUGUAAUGUUGCCUUCAAUACCACUGGCGACUCUGCAAUGGUUUUGGAAAGUUCCCAUGCAAAUUUCUAUUUUUGUCAGCUGACUGAAGAAAUUUAGGUUAUGUCUCUGGUGUUUAUUGUUUAUUUGAAUUUUUUAAAUUAGCUUUCUCUGGGUCAAAUAUGGAAACGAGCAUGGAUAUGGCUCAAAUUGAAUCGGACAUCCAAAAGAAGCUUGUGGGAUUUUGCAAGUUGCUUCCUUUACAUCUGAAUUGUUGGAAGGCAACUCUAGCAGAACUGCAAGACCCCGUUCGGGUUUUGAUCAACUUUUGCGAGCAAUUGCGUUUUGUUGAAGAGGCUUCUAUCGAUUACAUUGACAAUUUCAUCUCUAUGCAGAAAGCCCUACAACUCAAGAUUCUAGGCUGCAUCGAGGAGGAGUUACUCACAAUUAAAACCCACUUUGAAAAACUUACUAGAUUCAAUAGUGACUUGAAAAACCGACUGGCAGUUCUAGAACGAGCUACUGUGGAUCUAGACUGGGAUGCAGACUCUUCAGUCGUAAAGGGCAGCCCUACUCAACCUCGCCUAGACUAUUUGCUCCAAAUGGGCUAUGAAUUUUGGCUAUUUUUUUCGGAAGCCUCUAAAAAUAUGAGCUCCAUACUCAAAGCUCCUGAUAUCAGAGAUGGGAAGUUUAGCGAACGCCUUAAGCAGGCAUUUUCAUUAGAUUUGCAGCCAUUGGAAGAAAACAACAGGAUUUAUUUGCUGUUAGCGUUGACUCAAUAUGUUAGUGGUGAUAAAAAUGUGGCUUAAACACUU
Messenger RNA from Dendroctonus ponderosae (mountain pine beetle), 891 nucleotides. RefSeq lists its product as uncharacterized. The transcript has 3 exons. The coding region runs from base 259 to 885 and encodes 208 amino acids. Lineage: Eukaryota; Metazoa; Arthropoda; Insecta; Coleoptera; Curculionidae. The record is from RefSeq and is a predicted model, not a curated record.